GCUCAGUAUCUCUUCUGGGGCUGGCGCACAAUGAACGCAAUACGUAAAAUAAUAAUCACAAAUUUGGUUUUCUGCGCUGCCAGCGCAUUCGGAGAAUAUUGUGACAAUGGCACAGGAGAAUGUCGAUCGCUGACUGGCACAGAUUGCCCAGUUAUAUUCUAUAAUCAACAUUUGAUUGGGAAUAAUGUGAAAUACUGCGAUGAGUUUAACGAUAUUGUAUGCUGUCCACUGCCACGAAAUAUGCAAAGGCAGCAUCAAAAAACUAUGGAGACCAACAGGCCAUACGAAAAAGAGUGUCGUCGGUAUAACGAAGCGCGUUCAUCUUGUCGCUCCACGCCUUUAAUUGUGGGCGGCACAAAGGCCGAAGGUGGCGAGUUCCCUUUCAUGGCGCUGUUGGGCACAAGACAAUAUCACGGCGGCAACAUAUCCUGGGAUUGCGGCGGAACCUUAAUACAUCCCAAGUUUGUGUUGACUGCAGCACAUUGUCUAGAGACCACAGAGACAAAGGCAGAUCGCCUUAGUCCCAGCUUUAAUUCACCUAAGUUUAUGGUGCGCCUGGGCGAAUUGGACUACAACAGCAGCACGGAUGAAGCGCGUCCACAGGAUUUUCAGCUAUUGAACUAUGUGUUGCAUCCGGAUUAUGCGGAACUGGAGGACGGCAGUCGUGGAAAUGAUAUUGCUGUCAUUGAGCUGGAUAGAGAAGCCCGUUUGGAUGAAUAUGUGGCACCAGCUUGCCUGCCGCCCAGCAGCGGCAAUGAGCACUUUGAUCUGGUCGCCGCAGGUUGGGGUUACACCAAAGAUUCUGGCAAAAAAUCGACGCAUUUGCUUAAGGUUAGUCUACAACGCUACGAUGAUCAGCUGUGCAUGGAACGCAUCGAGAGUCCCAUACAGCCACGUACGCAAUUCUGUGCCGGCGCAGGCUCCAGUUCUAGCCCAGCGGACACUUGUAAUGGUGACUCUGGUGGCCCCAUAUUUGUGCAGCAUCCCAGCUAUAAUUGUCUGAAAGUGAUUAUUGGCAUCACUUCGUAUGGCUUAGUCUGUGGCAAUUACAAAUUUCCAAGCGUGUACACCAAGGUGCAUCUGUAUACAGAUUGGAUUGAGAAGAUUGUCUGGGCAAACUGAUGAGCACAAUAUUAAAUAUUGUAUUUUAUUUAAAUGCCUAUAACUUAACAUCA
Messenger RNA from Drosophila busckii, 1175 nucleotides. RefSeq names its product venom protease. The transcript is spliced from 2 exons. Gene Ontology annotation, molecular function: serine-type endopeptidase activity. Gene Ontology annotation, biological process: proteolysis. NCBI's taxonomy places the organism in Eukaryota, Metazoa, Arthropoda, Insecta, Diptera, Drosophilidae. The record is from RefSeq and is a predicted model, not a curated record. The coding region runs from base 31 to 1122 and encodes 363 amino acids.